AUGUGUUCUCCAGCGAGGUCAAUGACGAUCCCAACGACGCUAUCCUCUCGUACCACCUCCAGCACACGACCGCAAUCGACAAAGGAGGUUGAGGAGGAGACACAAGACAUACAGGAGCUAGAUGCGGAAGACUCUGGUGGAGACUCCGACGAAGAACAGGGAGCUCAGAAUCAGGAUGCUGCUGAGACUGGUAGCCAAGUCGGACAUGGAAACGACAGUCAAAAUCAAGAGGCGGAGGACGAUUUGAAGGAGGAAGGUGAGAAGGAUGGAGAGGAUGAUGAUGCAGAUGCAGAUGCAGAUGCUGAAGACAAUGAGAUGAAAGGACCUGUCAGACCCAUCAUUGCCCCCAGCAAUAACCUUUCACUUGGGGGUUUUGGAUGGAUUCACAAGCUUGGCAAGGCACAAAUAUUUGCCAACCAGCCUUAA
This is a messenger RNA of Linnemannia hyalina, 426 nucleotides long. The record is from the annotation of a GenBank genome assembly. Lineage: Eukaryota; Fungi; Mortierellomycota; Mortierellomycetes; Mortierellales; Mortierellaceae.